ACGGACACAACCGAACUCACUGGGACUCACCACACAUGGCAAAAGAGAAUCUUUGAGAACCAGCCUUCUUCAUCUCAUCCCAUGGCGAUAGCUUCCUCUUCCUCUUCUUCUUCUCUUCACCCACUUCACCACCAAACUCUAUUUCCUAAAUACACUCGCCUUUCUCCCAAUUUCCUCAAUUUCCAGCCUCGACUUCGAUUUUCCUCUCAAAAGUUUCUCUCCACGAUUCGCGCCAGUUCAGCUGUUGCUCUUGAACCAAAUUUAGGCACAGAGAAGGGUAAAACUUUGGAGGGUGAACCAUUUGCAUGCCCAAUAUGUUAUAAGCCUCUGCUAAGAAAAGGCCCUCCAGGUUUUAAUUUAUCAGCAAUCUACCGAUCUGGUUUCAAGUGCACGAAAUGCAACAAAACAUAUUCCAGCAAAGAAAACUUUCUGGAUCUUACAAUUAAUGCUGGACUGAAGGAAUACACUGAAGUAAAACCUGCUAGGACAGAACUAUUCCGGAGUCCACUUGUUUCAUUCUUGUAUGAACGGGGGUGGCGCCAAAAUUUUAAUCGAAGUGGCUUUCCUGGUCCUGAUGAAGAGUUCAAAAUGGCUCAGGAGUACUUCAAACCAGCAGAAGGUGGUCUCUUAGUGGAUGUUAGUUGUGGCAGUGGAUUGUUUUCCAGAAAAUUUGCCAAAUCUGGGGCCUAUUCUAAAGUUGUUGCACUUGAUUUUUCUGAAAACAUGCUUCGCCAAUGUUAUGAUUUCAUUAAGCAAGAUGAUACUAUCUUAAAUGCGAAUCUUGCUCUUGUUCGAGCAGAUGUUUCUAGACUUCCUUUCCAAUCAGGUUCAGUUGAUGCUGUUCAUGCUGGUGCAGCCUUACAUUGCUGGCCAUCUCCUUCAAAUGCUAUUGCUGAAAUCUGCCGUAUAUUGCGAAGUAGUGGAGUCUUUGUCGGAACCACUUUUCUAAGAUACACUGCAGCCACUCCCUGGAUUGCACUGCCUUUCCGACAGCGGAUUCUGGGGAGUUAUGCCUAUUUCACAGAGGAGGAGAUUAAGGACUUGUGCACAUCAUGUGGCCUUACCAACUAUCAAAGCAAAGUUCAGCAAUCCUUCAUCAUGUUCUCUGCUGAGAAGCCUUCAGACUAAGUCUAUGUCGUUUAAACAUCAUCCUCU
Messenger RNA from Manihot esculenta (cassava), 1155 nucleotides. RefSeq lists its product as uncharacterized. The transcript has 8 exons. NCBI's taxonomy places the organism in Eukaryota, Viridiplantae, Streptophyta, Magnoliopsida, Malpighiales, Euphorbiaceae. The record is from RefSeq and is a predicted model, not a curated record. Gene Ontology annotation, molecular function: S-adenosylmethionine-dependent methyltransferase activity. The coding region runs from base 82 to 1128 and encodes 348 amino acids.